GCUUCUUUUUUCGCCCUGAGUAGCAGUUACUCGUCCUAGUAAUCGGGUGCUAUUGGAACAAGAAGUCACUGAUUUUUGCAACUGAUAGUAGAUUGCUCAACUAUACCCGCUUCGCGGUCCGUCGCUUCACACCAAGAUGCCAGAGCAGCCGAGAAUUUCCACCUCUCAAGGUGGAGCAACGAACCUUGGCGAAAAUAAUAGCGACCUGCACGAAAAAAACCAGAAGGCGGCUGUAGAUGGACCAGCUCCUCCUCUCACCUCCACUCUUGACCACCUUCUCGCAAAACUGGAUUAUUCCAUCCACAACAUGCACAGUCUCCACAAGACGAUGAUGGCCGAGGCAUCGAGGGUUUUGGACACUCCGGACGGGGAGAUCAUUGACGUGAGGAUGGAAGGACAAGGAACUACAGGGACAGCAACGGGGACCACUGGUGGCGCAUCUUCAAACGAGGACGGCGCAGAUGCAAACAAGUUCGAAGAUGUCACCGACGAUCUCAAUCUGGUGCAGGUCUCCAUCGGAAAGGAUUGUAAUGGAAAGGGCGUUUUGACCCUCGGGAAGCCGAAGAGUCACCCUGUUGGCGGUGGUGGAAGAUCAAGUCGUGCCUCUUCGUCUGCGUCGACAAGUGCAGAGGAACGCUCUGCUGAGUCUUCCGAGGUAGACGAAAGCAGCAUCCCGUUUCUCUCUACGGGCGAGGAGCACGACCAGUUGGCGGCGAUUUUGCCCUGGGCAUCAGCAUCACAUCAAGUAGGCGACGAAGCCUCUGACGCUGUUGCUGUUGAAAAUAAAGGCAUCAAUUCCAAUUGCGAUGAUUCAUCUUCUGAUCCGGAACAAUACGAGGAACUGCAGUAUGUAGACGAGAAGGAGCGCUACGCCGAUAGACAUCACGACCAGAACCAGAUAUCUAUCGCGAAGAAAGACCGCCUUCUUUUCGACGCCUGCGCGCGGAACAUCCUGCUGGAAUGCAGAAAAAGGCAGCUUGUCGUGCGACCAUCUCACAUAUUAGCAGGAUGCUUUUCUGGUGAAAUGACUACGCAAGAAAAUAACUUGAAUUGCAGCAGAGCUUCGUCGUCCUACUCCCCCUCCUCCUCUACCACUGUCAGUUGUAGCACUGCUGCGAUAGCCACAUCAUCUGCCGGCUGCGGUGUUUUCACAGAACGGGAAAUCAAGAAAGGCGAAGUGGUGUUUUCCUAUCGCGGUAGAAUUCUUUGUCGAAAGUUGCCGGAGAUGAAAAACGCUGAUGGAGGGCCGAAAGCAACAAUUUUCGACACCAUCCGACAAGCUCGGGAAAGCUGCAUGACAAAGAACAUCACAACAAGAGAGAACCACCUGCUCCAGCAACUCGUCUUCAACGAAUCGGACCUCGGGCCGCGCACGGAUCGUGCUUUUCGGUACCGAAUGCAGCUCGACCGCUAUCACGACAUGGACGGGGGGACGGGAGGACCAGCACCCUUCGCCGCCUGUCUGGCGGCGUAUUGCAACAGCAGUCGCGGAGUUUCAGUUUGUCAUGCAGAUACAGAAGAGAAACAAAACCAAAUCGAAAACCUCAUCCCGGUUUUGGACCACACGAAGGGAUUGAGCAGCAAAGCCGUGCAGUUUGUCGCGAGAAGGGACAUUGCUGUUGGGGAGGAAUUGUUGUGGGACUAUGAUUUUCACAUGGAGAAUAAAAAUGCUGAAAAAACAGGAGACACGACAUCAGAAGUAGUGCAGAAUCAAGAAAAUGAACCAAAAAACAAGAUGAACAAUCAUGAUCCGGUCUAUGAGCGGAUGCUGUUUCAUAUGAACCGAGGUGAAUCGGACAACGCACACGCAUUUUAAACAUCG
Molecule: messenger RNA, 1822 nt
Organism: Amoebophrya sp. A120
Lineage: Eukaryota; Dinophyceae; Syndiniales; Amoebophryaceae
Source: the annotation of a GenBank genome assembly